AUGGAGCGGGCAGCCCCGGCAGCGGUCGGGUGGCCCUUCCCGCGGGGGGCCUGGCUCGACGCAGCGCUGAACGGCGAGCUGGUGCCGGGGCUGCCGCUGGCGGCUGGAGCUCGGGUCCUGGCGCGGGUCAAGGACGACUUCGGGGCGCCGCAGGGCGUCGAGAUGCUCGAGGUGGAGGUCGCCUACCAGGCGGACGCAUUCGGCCGGUACUUCAAGGGCCGGCAUGUGGGCGCCAGCGACCCGUACUUCUCGUGGUAUGCAGCCUCCUGCGGGCAGCGGGGCGCGCGACCCCUGGCCACGGUCUUCCACCUCUGCAAGUGCAGCGCCGACGAGUGCGGGGCGGUCGCUCCUGUGGGCGCAGUGGUCGAGCACUUGGACGUGUGGCAGGUGGUGGACCCCCGCGACGUCGCCCGCGAGCAGGCGAAGCUCAUCUGCCCGGCCGCGGAUCCUGGAGCGCUUGUGAUGACCGAUGCGCCCACGGCCGAGCCAUUGCCUGGAGAGCUCGGCGGCUGGCCGCUCGGGGAUGGGGGCAACGAGGACGAGGAGGAGCCACGCGGGCCGCCGCGCAAGCGGGCCCGCGAGGUGGAGGGCACCCCGACCCCAGGCGGACCAGGAGAGGCGAGCCCUCUCGACCAGGAGAUUGCAGGGCUCGAGGAGACUGCCGAGGACCCAGAGCUCGAGGCGCGGCUGGCGCGGCUCGGGGGCAGGGCAGCUCGUGGUGUGCCGAGGCAGGGCACGCCCAAGAAUGCUGCGCGCCCAGCAGGAGCGGUAGGCGAGCGCCUGGCGCAGGUGGUGGCCGGCCGAGCCGCCGCUGCUGCCCCUGCGCGCACAGGCGCCGCUGGGUCGAGGAGCAGGCUGGCAUCAGCCUUGACCGCGGCGCUCCUGGGCCGCGACGACGACGACGCGGAGGACGGCGCGGAGAGCGACACGGAGCGCCUUGGGGGCCGCGACCGCUACCAGGGCGUGAACAUCAAGCGGGACUUGUUCCGCAGGAUCGCUCGGCAGCGGCCCGGCGCUCUCCUCGAGAACGGGCUUGGCCACCUGCGCAGCCAGUUCACCCAGCAGUUGUCCGCAGGCGAGGCCGACCCUCUGGCCCCGUGUGCCACGCAGUUCUUGAACACGGUGUUCUUCGUUGCUCACCCGCCGCGGACGCCGGGGACGGACGAGGUGCGAGUCCUCCGCACGCUGGGGCUGGCGCUCGACGGAAUCCUGCGCGGAGAGGUCGUCGAGACUGCGGAUCUGCUCAUGCAGGAGUUCAAGGCGCGGACGAUGGCCAUCCGCGACGGGAACUGGCGGUCGGCACGGUGGCUCACGCUUGUCGCACAGGAACAGCUUCCAUCAGGCGCCUCUCUGGACGAGGAGAACGCUGCCGAGAAGGUCGAGGCCCGGGAGCUGAAGGCGAUGAGGAUCCUUGCCGGACGAGUUCCAGGCGACGGUCCCGCAGUUCCCCCCGCCGGGAAGAAGCAGCCAGCAGCGCGGAGGGCCAGCCGCAGUCCCACGCGGUCGGUCCAGCUCCUGAGCGACUCCGAGGGGGACCCCGACGCAUCAGCCGCCGCCCGCGUGCCACCAGCGGACGCGGCAGCAGGCCGGAGCUUCGCGCAGCACAAGGCGGCCCACCCGAGGCGCGAGGGCGAGACCCAGGACGGCCUGGGUUCGGGCGUGAGGGCCGACGCGGCUAAGGCCGCGGCCCCGAGCAUGCCCCUGCCUGCCCUCCGCCCGCCUGAGCGGCAGCUACGCGGCAGCUCGCAGGCUCGGCGGUGGCGCCAGAUGCUAGCCGAGGUGGGCACGGGCGUCAGCUCCAAGUUCAGGCUCGCCCUCGCGGUCCACGAGGCGGUGCACGGUUCGCCAGGGGCGAUCGGGCGGUACGUUCGUAAGAUGUGCACUUCGCCAGACCCCACGGCCAGCUUCGCGCGGCUGCGCGAGGUGUUGCCGUUACCGCUGCCCGACGCCCCGCUCUUCGAGAGGCACCGUGCCGCCUGGUACCUGCACCAGCAGCUGCCGGAGACCUGCGAGGUGGACGCCGCCACGGCGCAAGGGUGGGCCCAGCUCGUGGUCUUCAGCCUGAACUACCAGUACACGGGGCACAUGCGUUGUCCAACCGUCGCCGCAAGGCGGCCCACGGCAAGUCAGAUCAGUGCGCUCGGCAUUGUGCAGGAGGCCUGUGAGUAUUUCGUUCAGGAUGCCGCCACAGCUUUCGAGCUCCCGGACUGGGACCAGGUCAUCGCGUCGAGGACCGUCUCCUACGGGGGCGAGGAGACGUCCCGCGCCUUGCCACUCUCGCUUGCGGGCAUCAUGCCAGGCCUCCCCGCGCGGGGCGUCGCCGCCUCUGUCAAGGCGGUCGACAUCGCGGACGCUCAGGUGGGCGCCUGGCUUGCCGACCCCACGCUGGCCUUGCUCCCUCGAGAUGAGUGGCCUGCUGAGGUCCCGCGGGCGGCGAUCCAGGUCACGUCCAAGCAGGAGUGGUACAGUAUCGGGACCAAGCUCGUCGAGCUGGGGCUGGCUGCGCCGAUCGCCGACGACCGCAUCUUCAAGGUCGGGAACCGCAAGGUGCUCGCCGGGGCGUUUGGGGUCGCCAAGGGUGGCGCGCCGUCACCUGGCCAGGCGUGCGUCCAGCGCCUGAUCAUCAACAUGGUCCCGGCCAACAGCUACCAGCGCAUCAUGAGGGACGACAUCGGGACCCUUAGCGCGUCGCCCUCGUGGGUCGCCAUCCCGCUCCCAGAGGGCCACAUGCUGCUCUGGUCGUCAGAUGACCAAGCCUCCGCUUUCUACUGCUACGAGCUGCCCGAGGCUUGGCAGCCGUACAUGGCCCUCGCGGAGGCGAUCCCGAACGAGCUCAUCGGCGUGCCGGGUCCUGGGAAGACACACCUCGCGCUGCGCGUCAUCCCGAUGGGCUGGAUCAACGCGGUCACGGUGUUUCAGCACUGCCACAGGCGCCUCGGGUUCGGCUCUCGCCCCCUCGCUGCGGGGUUUCCCGCGGAGCUCGAGUGGCGCAAGGACCGACCACUUCCGUUCAAGUCGAAGGAGCUCGAGCAGCAGUGGAUCCAGUACUACAUCGACGACUGGGACCAUGGCGAGGUGGUGCCCAACGCGAUGGUCGCGGAGCUCCUCGGCACGAUGAGCUGCGCGCAGGAGGAGCAGAGGGCCGCCUACGGCCGCUCGGGGAUCAGCGUCGCCCCCGGCAAGGCCAAGCACCGCGCGCUGGUCCUGGAGCGGAUGGGCGCGGGACUUGACGGGGCCGUCGGCCGGGUCGGAGUCACAACCGAGAAGCUUCACCAGCUGCUGGCGUUCAUCCUGUGGGGCAUGGGCAGACAGGGCCUCUCGUCGCAGGGCAUGCUCAUGAUCCUAGGCAGGUGCGUCAGGGCAGCGGAGUUCAGGAGGCCUUUCAUGGGGUUCCUCAACAGCGUGUGGGCUGCUGGGCGCUGGACGCGCCCGCAGGCUGUUCCCCUUGGCAUGUGCGACGAGCUCUUGGGCUUCGCGAUGGCGCUGCCGCUGGCAUACACCGACCUGCGCGCAAGGAUCGACACUUGUGUCAUUGCGACCGAUGCCAGCGAGCGCGCCGGGGGCAUCUGCCACACGGCCGGGCUCUCGGCGCAGGGCGUUGCCUGCGCGAGAGGGGGAGCAUCAGCAGUGACUUUGCGGCCUGGUGCAGUUGCGGCUCCUGUGCGUGGUGUGCGGUGGCGCCCUCGCAUAGUUCUCAUCGAGCUCUUCGCAGGCGCUGCUGGGGCCGCGGUGGCGGCCUCCAGACUCCCGAUCGACGUGAUGGCCCACGUCAGCUGCGAGGUUGAGCCCGCUGCCCGGCGACUGGUGCGUCGCCGCUGGGCGGGCGUGAUUGAGCUUGGCAACAUCGAGGCCGUCGACGCGGCGCGGUUUACUGAGAUGCUGAAGGGCUACGCACGGGACGCCGACUGGGUCGUCUUGACCGCGGGGAGCCCGUGCCAAGACCUUGCGAGCAUCAAUGUCGUGGGGACCGGCCUAGAGGGGUCGAGGUCGAGGCUCUUCUUCCGGGUCCCCGAGCUGAUCCAGGCAGCGGAGGCUGCCUUUCCUAAGCGCACCAUGUGGUUCGUCGAGAACGUGUUCAGCAUGACCCUAGAGUCGAGGGCAGAGUUCACCAGGGCGCUUGGAGUCACGCCCGUGUUCCUCGAUGCCAGGUGUCUCACUCACGUCAGGCGGCCCCGCCUGUACUGGUGCUCGUGGCCUGUCACGGCGUUCUUGGCGUCCGACGCCACCGUCGAGACCAAGGGUGUGGGAGAAGCCGCGUACUUCAAGGUCUCGCUUGCGGUGGAGAGGCUCCCACUGAGUGCCUCGCUCCUGGAGGGCUGGUCGACACUGGACCCUGAGGCAGACCUCCCUUGCUUCACGAGGCCAAUCCCGCGACGCCACCCGCCGUUCCGGCCCGUGGGCCUCGACCGCGCCUCGGUGCAGGCCGCGGAGCGCUGGGCUGCCGACAGCUACCGCUACCAGGUCAACAACUACGAGGACGGCAGCCUCAUCUGGGACGCGAGGCGUGAGCGGGGCCGGCUGCCCGUGCCUGAGGAGCGUGCUGCUCUGAUGGGGUUCGACCGUCUCUAUUUCCAGGCCGCUGUAAAAGAUAGUGCCCCCGCCGCCGAGCGAGACAGCGUCAUUGAGUCCCUGAUCGGGAAUGCGUUCUGCGUCCAGGCUGUCAUGUAUCUUCUCGGCUCGUGGCUCGCUCAGGUGGGGGCGCUAGCGGCCGCCAUCCCAGGCAGCAGCUGCCUCGCUGUGGGCACGUGCGAGGCGAACUGGAACGUGGUCCCCGACUUCCAGCAGCCGGGACAUCACGACCCGCAGUUGGAACGCAGCCUGAUCGUAGAGUUCCUGAGGGUCGCGGACCGCGGGGGCACGGACGUCCGGCUUGACACCGGGGCGCCCUACCGCGCCCGCGCGUGGCCGCGGGCAGCCCUCCGUGCGCACCUCUGGGCCUGGCGGAUCGCCAAAGGCUUUCGCUGGCAGCGGCCUGGGCACAUCUCGGCGCUGGAGCUGGAGGCUGCGGUGGCUGGAGCGCGCUGGAGGUGCCGGGCAGUUGAGAACCACCGCUGCCGCUACCUGCACAUUCUGGAUGCCCAAGCGAUCGCGGCAGUCAGCACCAAAGGCAGAUCGAGCGCGAGGGCUUUGCAGCCAGCGCUCCGCCGGCUCAACUCCCUGCUCCUCGCGACGGCAGGGUACCCGCUGUACGGCUACUGCGACACCGACGUGAGCCGGGUCACGGCCCAGGCGAUGGCGCGACGAGCUGCAGCGAGGUCCCAACCGCUGAGGGAGUCGAUGGUCACGCCACUCAACCUGCAGCGGUACCGUGCGGCGGUCGAUGAUGUCGUUGAUUUCUGGAUCCAGGAGCACCGGCAGCCGCAGACGCCCGCUCAGGUCGACGCUGGCGUGGCCGCCUUCAUCGAGAGCCGUUGGCUGAGCGGAGGAUCUUUGUUUGAGAUUAAUAAUGCAAUUGCAGGCAUCACGCACGCUUUCCCGCCCGUGCGAGGGCACUUGCGGGACAGCUGGCGCUUGGCCAAGACGUGGCAACGCCUGGAGCCAGCUGGGCGGGCGCUGCCGAUCGGGCCGCUGAUUGCGGCAGCGUUCGCAGGGGCAUUUGCGGCCGUGGGCCAGCUCGGCGCUGCGGCGGUGCUGGCAGCAGGCUACGACGCUUUCCUCCGGACGGGUGAGAUGACCUCGCUCGUGUGGUCCGAUGUACAGCUGUAUCCACUCCGCCAAAUGGCCGUGCUGCAGCUGCGCAACACCAAGAGCCAGCAUCAGACUGGUGCCCGAGAGUUCGUGCUCGUGCGGAGCGGCGUAGCGGUCGCCCUCCUUGCCAGGGCAAAGGCUCAGGCGCACAAGCAGGACUUGUGCCUCGGGAUGGAGCCAAGCAGUUUCAUGAGCACCUUUGGCCGCGUGCGUGAGCUGCUGGAGCUGCAAGAUGCGAAGCUCACCCUCUACAGCUGGCGUCGGGGCGGCGCCUCCGCCGACUUCCGCAGCCACGGCUCCAUGGAGCAGACGCUGCUCCGAGGCAGAUGGGCCUCGGCGCGCACGGCCCGCUUGUAUGUUCAGGAUGCCGUCGCCGAGGUCCCGAGCGUCGCCGGCAUGCAGACGGGCGGCCGUGGCGCGGCGAGAAAGGGCGAGGGCAGGGGGGCCGCGGCUCCCGCGGGCAGGCCCGCGGACGUCUCCAGCGUCAACCGCGACCGGCUGACCUACUGCCUGCUGGGCCUCGUGAGCCGAACCCUGACGGUCAAGCUCCGUGGGGACACGGUGUACGAGGGCAAGUUCCACAGUUGCGAUGUCAACGGUGACCAGUCCAUCACGCUGAAACACGCGCGCAAGGUGACGGAUGAUCCCUCGGCGGACACUGCAGUGAUACCGAGCCUCAUCAUUUCUGGCAAGGACUGGCUGCAAGUGACUGGCAUGGACAUUCCGCCGCUCGCUGAACCAGAGGAGCCCUCCCAGAAGUUCGCCACCGACAGCGAGAUUACGAAGGGCAACGGCCAGAUCGAGCAGCGGGAGCUCGUCCCGUGGACGGACAACUCCGUGCCCGAGACCGCCGGUGGCCUGGGCAGCGCCAAGGACAUCGAGCGCUUCGACCAGUUCGAGGUGGCGAAGCGGAUGACGGGCAGGGACUCCGGCGACUUCGCGAUCGAGCAGUACACGACGCAGCUCGACGUCAAGAAGAUGGACCCGGACGUCCGGCGCAGGGCGGACGCCAUCGCCAGGGAGAUCGAGGCGGGGCAGCAGCACUCCCACACCGAGGAGAAGCUGGAGGGAGGCGAUCGCGAUGGCGACGAGGAGGCAGCCUUCGGCGCCUCGGCGCCCAUCGUGAAGCGGGAGGAGCCGCGGGAGCAGCCAGCGGCCAAGGCAUCUGGCGCCAUACCCCAGCUGCCGUCGCGGGAGCCUGGCGGGGGCCUGCCUGGCAGCAACAGGCUCGCGAACGACCUGGGGGGCCAGAAGCGAGGGAUGAUGUCCGAGAUGAAGCGCAUCAACGCGCUGAACUUGGAGCCCACCCUGCCCAAGGUCGAUCACGUGCGAAGGAGUUUUAAGGACACCAACAGCCGAUCCCGAGCGCCCCAAGACCCAAUGAACCUGAAGGCCGAAUUUCAGCAGUCCCUUGAGAAGAUCAAGGGCAAGGAGGCGGCCAAGGCCAAGACGCCUGGGAAUGCGCCCGGCAGUGGGGAUGCCACGUGGUCGGCAGGGCAGUCGCAGGGCCAGCCGACGUUUGCCAUGGCGCCCCACGGGAGCGACCAAGGAGGCUACCCGAACAACAGCGGAGGCGACGCGGCGAAGAACAUGUCGAAGGCCUCGUCGCUGAACCCGGCGGCCAAGGCCUUCUCCAUGAACCCGGCAGCCGGGGAGUUCACGCCCUCUGGGGGCGCCGCGGCCACGACGUCGGUGUCCACGCCGAAAGCUCAGCCAGUGAUCAGCAUGAAGCAGUUCCCCGUCUUGAAGACGAAGAACUGGGAGAUGUCGCGGAAGGAUCUGAAGGAACUGCUGGAGCCCUUCUUCCAGAAGUCGAAGGACCCGAUGUCACCCAUGAACACCGGCUCCGAGUGGGCCAACGCCAAGGGGCCGCCCUACAUCCAGACCCUCGGCCAGCCCAGGGCAGGGACGCAGCCGCAGAUGACGCCAGGGCCCUGCGCCGGGUCCUGCACCGGCGGCUGGCAGCAGCAGCGGCCACAGGGGCCCCAGGGCCACGGCCCGGGCAUGAACCCCGCGGGCGCUGGGAACAGCGGAGGCGCACAGCCUUCCGCCGACGAUUGGAGGGCCAAGUCUAUGCAGCAGGCGCAGCCUAUGACGCAGCCUGGCCAGGGCGUGAACGCGGGAGGCAACCAGCCGCAGAUGUAUGGGCAGAUGUACAUGGGCUCAGGCCCCGCCCAGGGCUGCGGCGGCUGCAUGCCUCAGCAGGGCCAGCAGCACCAGCCGCAGCAGCCCGCGCAGCAGCUCCAGCAGCAGCAGCAGGGAACCGGCGGCUUCGCCCCGCAGAUGAUGAUGGCAGGCUGCCCGCAGCAGGGCCAGAUGAUGAUGGUGGCCCCCGGGCAGGGCGGAGGCCAGUGCGGCAUGGGCAUGGUGAACGCGGGGGCGAUGCCGAAGAUGCCGGGCCCGCAGCAGCAGAUGAUGGUGAUGCAGCAGGGCCCGCAGGGCCAGCAGCAGCAGAUGAUGUACGUGAUGGUGGCGCCCGGGCAGGGCGGCUGCUUUCCGCAGGGGGGCUUCAUGCCCCAGGGUGGCUGCAUGGCAGGACCUCCGCAGGGGCAGGGCGACCAGUCCCAGGGGCAGAUGAUGCAGCAGCAGAUGUUUCAGCAGCAGCAGCGCGGCCAGGGUUAG
Molecule: messenger RNA, 8310 nt
Organism: Prorocentrum cordatum
Lineage: Eukaryota; Dinophyceae; Prorocentrales; Prorocentraceae
Source: the annotation of a GenBank genome assembly